Molecule: messenger RNA, 1875 nt
Organism: Aspergillus nidulans FGSC A4
Lineage: Eukaryota; Fungi; Ascomycota; Eurotiomycetes; Eurotiales; Aspergillaceae
Exons: 3
Coding region: 1-1875 (624 amino acids)
Biological process (GO): regulation of DNA-templated transcription; DNA-templated transcription
Cellular component (GO): nucleus
Molecular function (GO): DNA binding; DNA-binding transcription factor activity, RNA polymerase II-specific; zinc ion binding
Source: RefSeq, a predicted model, not a curated record
AUGUCCAAUUCCUCGUUUUUGGACAGACCGCUGCUCAAAGUCAGUCGGCCAGUCGCCGCAUGCUCAAGAUGCCGAACCGCCAAGAUCAGAUGCGACGGGAAACUCCCGGCUUGUUCGGCUUGCGAAAGAGCAGGAAAAGCGGAUACUUGCUCCAGCAGCGAUGAAUUUCCCCGAGGAAAAGAAAGAAGCUAUGUUGGAUCUCUGGAGGCUUACUGUGAACGGCUCGAGAAAAGGGCUGCAGAACUUCGGGAACGGAAACGAUUAUUGACCGGUGGUGAAGGAGGUGUCGUUCAUGAAAACUCGAUAACCUCAGCCUCGUCCGUACCUGCCACUCAUGCGCAUAGCCAGGAGGUGUCUAACAUUGACGAUCUUGUUGGAGAAUUCGGUUAUCUAUCUGUCAGUGCCACCUCAAGAGACUUCCAGGGCAUUACAUCAAAUACUUCCUUUGCCAAUUUGAUAUUAGCGGUUUCAUCCGGUGAACAAAUCCCAAGAUCAUCCCCACGGCCGCUACCGUCUCGGUCCGAAAUCACUCCGCUUAUACAGCAUUAUUUUGAAACUUUCUACGUCCAACUUCCCUUCUUUCUCGAAACUAGUUUUUGGGCUUCAGUCGAUUCUGUCUACCAAAACGGCGCACACUUUGCCAAACCAUUCGACAAUUGGGCUGUGCGGAUGGUUUUGGCCAUGGCUUACGGGUCCUUAUCAAAUUCACAACUGGACGUCAACCAUCGGAACGCUCUUUCUCUUGUUCAAGAAGCACUACAGUAUACCGAAGAUGUCCUUCGCCCUGGAACCCUAGCUGGGAUCCAGGCAAUUCUUUUCCUAGCGCAGUAUUCUCUUAUCGACCCGGUCCAUUUUCGGACUUGGUACCUUGUAGGUAUGGCGGCCAGAGUUCUUGUUGAUUUGGGACUGCACCAGGAUCAUCAUGCGGAAUAUGUACUUUCUUCAGAGAAACAGGAUCUUCGACGUCGCGUUUUCCAUUGUGUUUACUCUCUGGAUAGGGCUACUAGUACCGCUCUGGAUAGAACUCUUUCGUUCUCUGAUGACUCCGUGAAUGUUGCUUUUCCAUCCUCUAAACUGGAGAAGACGUAUAUCUUCUCUCACAGUUCGGAGCCGGCUUGGAACAUGGUCAAAAUCAGACGCAUAUUGUCAGCAGCUUAUCAGCAGAAAUACUUUACCACGACCGAUCCGUCGUUCCAAUCCCCGACACCGACCUGGGUACUUUACUCGCAAGCGACUGAAUGGUUCUAUAACACGCCAAAGAACAUAUCCCAGGUUCUCGCUAUUAGGUAUCACUUGGAGUUUUUGUAUACAAUAACUGUCAUUUUAGCGCCGUCAACCCGCCACCUUCCACCAUGUGAUUACACCAAAUUACUUCUCUUCAAUCGUUGUAUUGAUUAUGUCCACCAACUUCAUCAAAUUCUCGAGAGUCAAAUUCGCCUGCAUGUGAUGGAUUCGAUCGAGAUUCAACGCGUCUAUCAGACCAUUCGACGCUUAUUCAACAUAGUCAACCAGAGUUUUGACGUCCUCAUGAGCCCUGUCCCAGCCGCACCCCAGGUUCCCGAAGAUUGCCCCAAACCACCGUCAUUGGAGCUGGAAGAUUGUCUGCAUUGUCAUGAACGUGCCCUUGAGUGUUUAAAUCAAGCGGGCAAUCUCCUCCAAUACGGGGCUCGAAGGUGGAAUCACCAUGCUCUGUCACAGGAAUUCCAAAAGUUGUCGGCGCCUGUCCGCAGUAUAUUGUUGCCCCCAGCUGUUACAUACGCUCCGACUUUGGGAAGUUAUAUGCCUGAAGAGCCUGCAAUUUUGCCUCCCGCGGAUUUUCUGUACGGCGGCCUCAACCUCCAGCACUCCAGCCCCGAGAACCACAAUUAUGAAUGA